AGCGUGCAACCCUGUCACGCCAGCGAUGAAUGGAAAAGAAUAUGGCGACCUGACUCUGGAGAAAAUUUAGAAUUUGUCCGGCAAAAGUAGUGUGCAAUACGAGUAAAUUUGCGCCCUGAAGCCAAAAUAGAGCAAGCGAAACCGCGGGGAGGCUAACGACAAGGAUACGAAGAUCACAGGACACACAGCGGCAGCAACGGCGAGAUGGGCGAGGUCAAGUCCGUCAAGGUGGACAACUGGGGCGUCUUCUUCCUCCAGAAGCUGCAGAACUUCUUCAACAAAACGGACUACUGCGACCUGACGCUGCAGUUCCGGGACAACUCACAGCUGAAGGUGCACCGCCUGGUGCUCAGCGCCUGCACCGACUACUUCAAUGUUCUGGAGCAGACCUGCGAGAUCGUCGACGAUGCCCUCAUCAUGCCCAACGAGUUCCAGGCGGACGUGGUGGUGCCCAUUGUCAACUUCAUGUACACCGGCACGUUGGAGUUUGAGCUCAAGAUGUACGGCAAGCUGCUGCGCACCGCCAAGGAGAUGAACAUGACGGUGCUGCUGAAGCUCCUCGAGGCGCAUCGCCGCACCAUGGAGAACGUGAACCGCCAGCAGAGGCCUCCCAGUCCGAAGGGCAUCCGCCGGCGCACCGUGGGACAACCCAGCUCAGGUCUUCCCCAGCAGCGCGUCCUGGGACCGUCGCCCACGUCCCGGAAUGUGGCCACACCCACCAUGCAGCGGGGCAACACACAGCGCGGACCCACUGGCAACCCAAUGAUCCGCACCUCGAGCGGCACAAUCAAGCAGGAGCCCACCUCGCCAUUCGAGCAGCUGCGGAAGGGCUAUAACAACAACAAGAGGCCGGCACAGACCAGCCUGCUGUCGCCGCCCUCGAAGAAGCCCAGCUUGGAGGAGGUCAAGGAGUUUGCCGAGCAACAGCGGAUGCGUAAGCAAAUAGCUGCGGAGUACGGAGAUCACGAUCCUGAGUACGAUGGCGGCAUGCUGUACGAUGAUGUCCAUGCUGGAGACGACGAUGAUGAUGAUAUGCCGCCGCAGCCAUCGACGUCCAAGCAGCAGUCGCCGCAGGGCACGCAGACCCAGCUGGAGCACGGAUCUACCACUAUCAUCCUCAAGCAGGACUCGCCCAGCCAGACGCCCACGAUAAUCGUGAAGGAUUCGUCCAACGCCAAGCUGAACCACACCAAGAUCAUAGCCGAAGUGCUGCGCCAGUAUCCGCACAUUGUCAAGGGCCACAAGAACAUCAAGCUGAAAAUAAUGCCCAACACACCGCCCGCAGAGAAGUCGGCACCGGCGGCAGUGAAGCCAGCACCGACUCAGUCCGCCUCCACAUCGCCACACAAGAAGUUGCAUGUAUCCUUUAAGGCCGACAAGAAUGCGCCAUUGAUCACCGCUCAGCAGAAGGCGGCCAGUUCGCAGCAGAAGACUGCAACUACGCAGGGUAUCUCUUCUCAGGCACCUGUGGCGAAUCCACCGGCAAAUGCGGCCGCUGCGCAGAAGAGACGGAUUGACAGCAAGACAAUGCACGCCCUGAUUGCCCAAGGAGCCGAGAAUACUACAGGUCCCUGGCUGUGCCUGCGGUGCGGCGUAAACGGACGCCCCAUCAGCAUUCCGUCGUACCGCGGCUUCCGACGCCAUCUGAUCAACACGCACAAGGAGACCAUUGAUCCGGCGCUAUGCGAGCACUGCGGCUGGCGGUCGGGCAACAACCGGGAACUGCAUUUCCACAUGUACAUGGAGCACCAGAUCAAGUCUCUGCUCUACACCUUUGCCGAGUGCGCGCUGUGCAACCAGUCGUUUUUGACCAAGGGCGAGCUGGAGGCGCACAUCAACGAGGCGCACACGGACGACAACAAGCAGCAGUGCAUCUACUGCAACAAGGUAUUCGAGCAGGAGCUGCAGCUGUACAGGCACAUGAAGAGCUACCACAAGGAGCAGGCCCUGGAGGAUGGCAUAAUCGAUGAAACGGACGAGGAGUUCCUCGGCUCUCAGGAUGAGGAAGAGGAGGAGGAGGAGCAGGAACCGCAGCAGACUGACAAAGUGCGAAUCCUUUCGGACAUCAGUCUGCCCGCCACCAGUGCCAUCGCAGUGCAGCAGGAGCAGCUGCAGCACCAGCAGGAGGAGGAGGUAGAGCAGGUGCAGCAGGAGGUCAAGUUUGUGGGUGCCGAUGGCAACGAGGUGGAGCUCACGGAUGAGCAGCGCAAAGAGAUCCUUUCGCAGCUCAACCAGCAGCAAGCAGGCGCCGCCGCCGGUGGAGUGGUAAUGGUGCUCAGUGAACCCGAGGCGGAGCCCGCGAAGCAGGAAACGGAUGAGAAAUCCCUGGCCGGCACCGAGGAGGAGUACGAUGACAGUCAAAUCUACAGCGAGCUGGCUGCCGCCGACUCUGUGGAAAGCGCCAGAAAGAACGUGGCCGAUGAGAGCAAAGAGUCGAUGGACGAUAACCUCGAGUGGGCUGAGAACCUUAUUGCAGAGUCCGAGGAGCAGAGCAACAAGGAGCCGAAACUAGAAAAAUCACGGGAUGACAUCAGCGAAAAGCUUAAGGAGCUGACCGGCGACUGGACCGAGGAUGAGAACGAUGACGAGGCCGAUGGAGAUGCCCAUGGCAAGCCUGCCGCCACAGAGCUUGCAACCGAACUGGCCGCCAAGCACCCAGAGUCCACAGAGGAGGAGGACGACAUUGACUUGGCCCUCCAGUCUCUGCACAAGGGACCUGAAGAUCAAGCUGUGGAAAAACCCGGUGAGGAGUCUGUCGAUGAUGCUGUUAUUGCGGCCUCUAGUAUAAACAAUGAGCCAGAGAAAAUGGAAGUAGACUCCGAAACGCCGCAAGAGAAGGCUCCAAAAGCAGACGUCACGAUCAAGAAAGAGCACGGGGUCGAAAACGAGGAAGAAGAAUUUAUCAAGGAAGAUGCACCAAUUGCAGACGCCGAGCCCGAAGCGGCAGUUCCCGAUGAUGAUGUGCAUCUGGAGGCCGAUAACAUACGCAAAGAGCUGCUCGAUGAAUUGAUUGCCGAGGCCGAGAAACCGAAUCAGGAAAAGAGCAUGGAUCAACCUGAGGAGAAUGCUACGGCAGAGGCAUCCACACCAGCCUUAGAAAGUGAAGUGACGGAAGAGGAUGACCUGGUGCCACCCACCCAGCUGUCCACCGACCAAAUGGAAACUGAUGAGCAUGAGCCGGAAGCGGAUAAACCGGUUAAGAAUAAUGAUGAUGCCAGGACGACAGACAAGAAGGAAACCGUCGUAGAGGACAAGCCAAACAAGAGUGGUGAUGCAGCAGAGCCCGAAAAGGCGUCCCCAGAAAGUGCAAAAGCUGCCGAGGAAACGACGACGUCCGGUGAAGCAGCCAGCGUGGACAAGGUGAAGAGUCUCAUUAGCGAAUGGGCGGACGAUGAUGAGGAGGAGGACGAGAAUGGGGUUAGUGCGGCGGCGAAGGAGGAGCUAUAAUUACUAGAUUUAUUUAUGUUCUAAGUUCGUUAGCAGAUAAUAGCAUCUGAGCUCGCUAAGAAUUUUCGGUUUCUAUUGUAAAUUAAAUUGUUAACGAAGAUCGCGGUGGAUGAU
Messenger RNA from Drosophila takahashii, 3561 nucleotides. RefSeq names its product centrosome-associated zinc finger protein CP190 (gene Cp190). Gene Ontology annotation, cellular component: nucleus. Gene Ontology annotation, molecular function: protein binding; DNA-binding transcription factor activity, RNA polymerase II-specific. Lineage: Eukaryota; Metazoa; Arthropoda; Insecta; Diptera; Drosophilidae. Gene Ontology annotation, biological process: regulation of transcription by RNA polymerase II. The record is from RefSeq and is a predicted model, not a curated record.